UUCAUUCGUUGUUUAUUUAUUGUUUACACUUGAGAACCAGUCAACCGAAGAAACCGCCUUUAAAUUUGGCAAAUCCCACGGCGCCACCUACGAAUCCACCACCGCCCAAGCCUCCACCGCCCAAGCCACCUACUGGAGCGACUCCCAGGCCAUUGCCAUAGCCAUAGCCGUAGCCAUAGCUGGGGAUCGCCUGGAUGGUCGAUAUAACCGGCACAGUGGUGAUCACGGGCACUGUUUGAAUCAGGGGAACCGUUUGAAUGACUGGAGCAGCCGCCACACCACCGCCACCGAUAAAGCCUCCCCCCACUAUGCCACCGCCUCCUAUGCCGCCAAUGUGCCGGGUCCUCCUGACAAGAUCCGUGUGGCUGUCGCCGCUGGCAAUGAUGGGUGUGGACGUGACCGAAGCAAGCGCCAAGACGAGCGCCAGGUAGACCGUCUUCCACAGCAUGGUGCGAUGGACUGUUUUGCCUGUCGCGGCACCUGGCCGGGUAUUUAUGCAAAUUAAUUAGUGUCCACUUCCACUCGGUCAGCCACUCGGCUUGGAACUGUUUGUGCAACCAAUUCACAGAUCGGGCGCCGAAAAUCCCCAACAUGACAGCGGCCAGCACUGUUGCUUGCUGAUUCUAGCGAUGCUCAUGGAUGGGUUUACCCUCUGGGCGGUUCGCACCUCGUCAUCUGCGUCAUCAUUGCCACAACAUCGUGAAGGUCGGGGUACACACGACCUGCUACACGUACCUUCGUGUGCAUAAAACACCAGACAGAGUCUUGUCUCGCGUCUCACAACGUAUCUGACCACGCGACAAAGAUGAGGUUCGAUCUGCAAUUACUGCUGCUGAGCAUCUGCUCCUGGACGGUCAGUGCCCACUCUCUGGUGGGUGGUGGAGUGGGAGGAGUGGCAGCCGCUGGAGUUGGCGGGGGAUUUGUGCAGCAACCGCCGUACAUCCAGCAAGUGCCCAUUGUGCAACAAGUGCCCGUUGUGCAACAGAUUCCCAUUGUGCAGCAGCCACAGCCGCAGGCCCUGGGACUGGCCGGUGGUGGCCUGAUUGGAGGAGGAGGGAUCGGCGGAGGCGUUGGCGCAGCAGCUGGCUUCGGACGCUAUCGGGAGAGCUACCGUAUUAGAGGUCGCGGCCUUGGUGGUGGAUUCCGUGCUCGCUACGACAAGAAGAUUGGCGGUGGAUUUGCUGGCUUCGGAGCGGCAGCAGGAGCCGGCGCAAUAGGUGGAGCAGGUGGCGGUCUCCUAGGCUAAGUUUUAACUCUUUUUAGAAUAAAUUAAUAAAUAGAAAAUAAUUAUUUUAAUUAAAAU
Drosophila obscura is the source of this 1303-nucleotide messenger RNA. Its product is annotated as glycine-rich protein 5. Lineage: Eukaryota; Metazoa; Arthropoda; Insecta; Diptera; Drosophilidae. The transcript has a single exon. The record is from RefSeq and is a predicted model, not a curated record. Bases 806 to 1246 code for a protein of 146 amino acids.